AUGAUCAUGUUACCACCAAUAUUUCUUACUAUACUAGCUGUUGUUUCAGCACAAUCAUGCUAUUAUCCUGAUGGAUCUGUUGCUGAUAAUGAUGUUCCCUGCACUGAUAAUGAGAAUACCUGGUGUUGUGGUAAGGGGACCAUCUGUAUGACAAAUCUAUACUGUGUGAAUAUCUCCCCGCCAUAUGUGUUGAGCGCAGGAAGCUGUACAGAUGUAAGCUGGGACCAAGAUACUUGUGCGCCAGAAUGUGAGGAAUAUGCAAAUGGCGAUAAACGCAGCGCAGGCGUGUCGAUCAUCGAACUAUCAGCCAACAAUAGUGCCUCCCCCCGUAUCUACGAAUACUGCUGCGGUGGAAUCACGAGUAACGGCAGCGAAGCCGUGUGUUCGUACGGUUCGUCGUUUCAAAUCGACACUGGGACCAUCAUUGCCGGUCGGGCUGCUCUGGUCAAUUAUACAGAUACCUCGAACACUACCUCUUCCUCAGCGACUGCAACAGCGAGUGUUUGUCCGACAAUAGAGAAAUCUCCCUCAGCAACUAUAACAGCGAGUGCUUGUCCGACAACAGAGAAAACUUUGUCUGGCAGGUCUGGUAAUGUCGCUAUUGGAGCAGGAGUGGGCGUACCCCUUGGAGUAAUCGCUGUUGCAUCUCUCGCCUGGGCAUUCUGGGAACGAGGCCAGCGGAGGAAAUUGCUCACAAGAGGAAAAGCAUUGGCAGUCACUCCUGGGCCAUUUGUGACAACUAUACCGCCAUCGCCGUUUCCCUUUGAGGGCCCGCCGAUGGGUGAAUUGGGGGUACAGAAUAGGCCAGUGGAGCUGUUUGCCUACCCGGGGAGAUAG
Penicilliopsis zonata CBS 506.65 is the source of this 837-nucleotide messenger RNA. RefSeq lists its product as hypothetical. Lineage: Eukaryota; Fungi; Ascomycota; Eurotiomycetes; Eurotiales; Aspergillaceae. The record is from RefSeq and is a predicted model, not a curated record. The transcript has 2 exons. Bases 1 to 837 code for a protein of 278 amino acids.